Trifolium pratense (red clover) is the source of this 1214-nucleotide messenger RNA. Its product is annotated as repressor of RNA polymerase III transcription MAF1 homolog. Gene Ontology annotation, biological process: negative regulation of transcription by RNA polymerase III. Gene Ontology annotation, cellular component: nucleus. The record is from RefSeq and is a predicted model, not a curated record. The transcript has 11 exons. Gene Ontology annotation, molecular function: RNA polymerase III core binding. Bases 213 to 887 code for a protein of 224 amino acids. Lineage: Eukaryota; Viridiplantae; Streptophyta; Magnoliopsida; Fabales; Fabaceae.
UCUCUCUCAUCCACGUAUAUCGAUCUAAUCUCUAACUCAAAAAUCGGAAUAUUCCAUUUUCACCGCUUCGAAACCCUUUUAUUUCCCCCAAAUUUUCAAACCCUAACAUCUCAAAUCAAAUUUGCGUGCGAUCUUUUCAAUCCAUUAUCGUCUUCUUCCUCUCCGCUUCGAUUAAUCGUUGUGAAAUUCAAAUCAUUGGAACAUAGUUCAUCAUGAAGUUCCUAGAGUGUGCUCCUCUCGACCGGCUUAACGAUUUCUUGGAUAAUUUGAAUUUGGGAGAACGUACUAUCAAAGGAUGUCUCGAAGCUUAUAGUUGUAAACAUUCUGGGGCAGAUAAAAAACUCUCUGUCAGUUUGAGUAAUGAGAUUCUUGACUAUCUUGGAAAAUCAUCUGACAAUGAUUCUCCCUCACCGGUUGAAUCCUUAUCAGCCAGAACCAGCCGGAAGACAUUGGUUUACCUAGUUCUUGCCCUCUAUCACAUGUAUCCAGAUUAUGACUUCAGUGCAGUUAAAGCUCACCAGUUUUUCACAGAGGAAUCAUGGGACAGUUUUAAGCAAUUUUUUGACGCCUACAUGUUUGAAGCCUCAAAGGAAUGGGUUGAAACCUUUGAGGGUAUUUCUCUGCUGGAUGCCUUGUUCAAGGCCGUUGAUGAGGUGGUGACUUUAGCCGAUUGUGAAAUUUAUGGUUAUUUACCUGAUUCUGAGGCAGAUCCAUUACCAGAUAGAGGAGCCAUUUGGUCCUUUAAUUUCUUGUUUUACAACAGAAAGCUUAAGCGGAUUGUGACUUUUCGUUUGAGCUGUUUUAGUAACUUGUUGGCUGAUGGGUUUUCUUUUGACGAGAUGCUCGAUGGGUACGAUGAAGAAAUAUUUUCUAACAUGGAUAUAUGAGUCAACAUAAUAUCUAUUAUGCUAGCAUAUCCAGACUCUCCUCCAAUGUGCAGUUUCUGUUAUGUAAAAUGCAUGUGCAGGUCUGUAAUAUUAAAGAUAGUUUAUAUGGCGCCCUAGUAGUCACAGAUGUAGUAUUUGUGGGUUGCUACUUGCAACUCUUCGUGUAGCUCAUAACAUACUAUAUCUAUGUGUCCAUAGUAAGAUUUGGUGGUAUCUGUACCUAUCUGUGUGCAUGUAACUAAUCGUAGUCAAGACACCUCUAGUGCAAUAAUAACAAAAACGUUGCCAUUGGAACAAUUCUGUCCAAACAAGGCGCUAUUGCACUUA